GACAGCGGCUGUGGCCGUGGCCGUGGCCGUGGCCGUGGGAGGCUGGCCCGCCGGAGCCCAGCCUCUGGGGGACCGGCCCCGGCGCCCGCUCCCCCAGCGCGUCGCAGCCGCGUGGCCCGGCCGAGCGCAGAGACCACCCAGCCCGGCCGGGCGCAGUCGCGAUGUCGAUGGCGGGGCUGAAGAAGCAGUUCCACAAAGCCAGCCAGCUAUUUAGUGAAAAAAUAAGUGGCGUUGAAGGAACGAAACUAGAUGACGAAUUUCUUGACAUGGAAAGGAAAAUAGAUGUUACCAAUAAAGCUGUUGCAGAAAUUCUUUCCAAAGCCACAGAAUAUCUUCAGCCAAAUCCAGCAUACAGAGCUAAGCUAGGAAUGCUGAACACUGUAUCGAAGAUCCGAGGCCAGGUGAAAACCACCGGGUACCCUCAGACGGAAGGCUUGCUGGGCGACUGCAUGCUGAAAUACGGGAAGGAGCUCGGGGAAGCCUCUACCUUCGGCAGUGCACUGAUAGAAGUUGGUGAAUCCAUGAAGCUAAUGGCUGAGGUGAAGGACUCUCUGGAUAUUAACGUAAAGCAAACGUUUAUUGAUCCACUUCAGUUGCUACAAGACAAAGAUUUAAAAGAGAUUGGGCACCACCUCAAGAAGCUGGAAGGCCGCCGCCUGGAUUACGAUUAUAAAAAGAAGCGAGUAGGUAAGAUACCAGACGAAGAAGUCAGACAAGCGGUAGAAAAAUUUGAAGAGUCAAAGGAGUUGGCUGAAAGAAGCAUGUUUAAUUUUUUAGAAAAUGAUGUAGAACAAGUCAGCCAGCUGGCCGCGUUUAUAGAAGCAGCGUUAGACUAUCACAAACAGUCCACAGAGAUCCUGCAGGAGCUGCACAGCAAACUACAGAUACGAAUAACGGCUGCUUCCAAUCUCCCUAAACGAGAAUACAAGCCACGGCCCAUAAAGAGGAGUCCUAGUGAGCUCAAUGGGGUGUCCGCCACGUCUUCAACAAAGACAACAGGUGAGACCCCCAGCAUCCGGGACCCCAUGGCUUCCUGGAAGAGCCCCUGCUGGCUGCUGAUGUGGAUGGUCUUCACGCACUCUGCCCUUCUGCAGAUCACAGCAGAGAAGUCUCCUGGAGCCUAUUUCCUUCCUGAGUUUGCGCUCUCCCCUCAGGGAAGUUUUCUGGAAGAUACAACAGGCGAGCAGUUUCUCACCUAUCGCUAUGACGACCAGACCUCCAGAAACACUCGUUCAGAGGAAGAGAAAGAUGGCAAUUGGGAUGCCUGGGGAGACUGGAGCGACUGCUCCCGGACGUGCGGGGGCGGAGCGUCAUACUCUCUGCGGAGAUGUCUGACUGGGAGGAAUUGUGAAGGGCAGAACAUUCGAUAUAAGACAUGCAGCAAUCAUGACUGCCCUCCGGAUGCAGAGGACUUCAGAGCCCAGCAGUGCUCCGCGUACAAUGACGUCCAGUAUCAGGGGCGCUAUUACGAAUGGCUUCCACAGUAUAAUGAUCCUGCUGCCCCCUGCGCGCUCAAGUGUCAUGCCCGGGGUCAGAACUUGGUGGUGGAGCUGGCUCCCAAGGUACUGGAUGGAACUCGUUGCAAUGCUGACUCCCUGGACAUGUGUAUCAGUGGCAUUUGUCAGGCUGUGGGCUGCGACAGGCAGCUGGGAAGUAACGCCAAGGAGGACAACUGUGGCGUCUGUGCUGGCGACGGCUCCACCUGCAGGCUCGUGCGGGGACAAUCAAAGUCCCAGGUUUCUCCUGAAAAAAGGGAAGAAAAUGCAAUCGCUGUCCCUUUGGGGAGUCGAAGUGUGAGAAUUACGGUGAAAGGACCCGCACAUCUCUUUAUUGAAUCAAAAACACUUCAAGGAAACAAAGGAGAACACAGCUUUAACAGCCCUGGAGUUUUUGUUGUAGAAAACACAACGGUGGAAUUUCAGAAGGGCUCAGAGAGACAGACCUUCAAGAUUGCAGGGCCUCUGAUGGCCGAUUUCAUCUUCAAGACCAGGUACACUGUGGCCAAGGACAGCGUGGUCCAGUUCUUCUUUUACCAGCCCAUCAGCCAUCAGUGGAGACAAACUGACUUCUUCCCCUGCACUGUGACCUGUGGCGGAGGGUAUCAGCUCAAUUCUGCUGAAUGUGUGGAUAUCCGCUUGAAGAGGGUGGUCCCUGACCAUUAUUGCCACUACUACCCUGAAAACGUCAAACCAAAACCCAAACUGAAGGAGUGCAGCAUGGAUCCGUGCCCGUCCAGCGAUGGAUUUAAAGAGAUCAUGCCCUAUGACCACUUCCAACCGCUCCCUCGCUGGGAACAUAAUCCUUGGACUGCGUGUUCUGUGUCCUGUGGAGGCGGCAUUCAGAGGCGGAGCUUCGUGUGUGUGGAGGAGUCCAUGCAUGGCGAGAUACUGCAGGUGGAAGAAUGGAAGUGCAUGUACGCACCCAAACCCAAGGUGCUGCAAACUUGCAACCUGUUCGAUUGCCCCAAGUGGGUCGCCAUGGAGUGGUCUCAGUGCACAGUGACUUGUGGCCGAGGCUUACGUUACCGGGUUGUUCUGUGUAUCAACCACCGUGGUCAGCACGUUGGCGGCUGCAAUCCUCAACUCAAGUUACACAUCAAAGAAGAGUGUAUCAUUCCCAUCCCGUGUUAUAAACCAAAAGAAAAAAGUCCAGUGGAAGCUAAAUUACCUUGGCUGAAACAAGCACAAGAACUAGAAGAGACCAGAAUAGCAACAGAAGAACCAACGUUCAUCCCGGAGCCCUGGUCGGCCUGCAGUGCCACGUGUGGGCCGGGGGUUCAGAUCCGGGAGGUGAAGUGCCGGGUGCUCCUGACGUUCACGCAGACGGUGACCGAGCUGCCGGAGGAUGAGUGCGAGGGCCCCCGGCCGCCUGCUGAGCGGCCCUGCCUCCUGGGAGCCUGCGAGGAGGGCCCUGCCUCCCGCGAGCUGCACGUCUCUCUCCCCGAGAAGGACAGCGAGAUGAUUUAUGACUGGGAGUACGCUGGGUUCACCCCCUGCACGGCGACAUGUCUGGGAGGCCAUCAAGAAGCUAUAGCAGUGUGCUUACACAUCCAGACUCAGCAGACAGUCAAUGACACCUUAUGCAACAUGGUCCACCGUCCUCCAGCGAUGAGCCAGGCUUGUAACACAGAACCCUGCCCGCCCAGGUGGCACACGGGCUCUUGGGGACCCUGCUCAGCUACCUGUGGUGUUGGAAUCCAGACCCGAGAUGUAUACUGCCUACACCCUGGGGAGUCCCCCGCCCCCGCUGAGGAAUGCAGAGAUGAAAAGCCCCACGCCUUGCAAGCAUGCAAUCAGUUUGAUUGCCCUCCAAGCUGGCAUAUUGAAGAAUGGCAGCAGUGUUCCAGGACUUGUGGUGGGGGAACUCAGAAUCGGAGAGUCACCUGUCGGCAGCUGUUGACAGAUGGCAGCUUUUUGAAUCUCUCAGAUGAGUUGUGCCAAGGACCCAAGGCAUCUUCUCAUAAGUCCUGUGCCAGAACAGACUGUCCUCCACAUUUAACCACGGGAGACUGGUCGAAGUGUUCUGUCAGUUGUGGUGUUGGAACCCAGCGAAGAAAGCAGGUGUGUCAAAGGCUGACAGCCAAGGGCCGGCGCGCCCCCCUCAGCGAGAUGACGUGCAGACACCUUCCGCGGCCCCCUCUUGUAAGAUCUUGCCAGAUGCCUGUGUGCAGUGAAAUGAGACCAGAGACGAAGCUGAAGCUUGGUGAGCAGGGUCCUCGAAUCCUCGGGGUCCAGAGGGUCUACAUUCAGACGCGGGAAGAGAAGCGCAUUAACCUGACCGUCGGCAGCCGAGCCUAUUUGCUGCCCAACACCUCCGUGAUUAUUAAGUGCCCAGUGCGACGAUUCCAGAAGUCUCUGAUCCAGUGGGAGAAGGAUGGUCGUUGUCUGCAGAACUCCAAGGGCCUCGGCAUCACCAAGUCAGGCUCGCUAAAAAUCCACAGUCUCGCGGCCCCGGACAUCGGCAUGUACCGGUGCAUCGCGGGCUCUGCACAAGAGACAGUUGUCCUCAAGCUCAUCGGCACCGACAACCGGCUCAUUGCACCCCCAGCCCUCAGGGAGCACCUGGGGGAACGUCCUGGGAUGGACCACAAUGAGGCCAAUAGUUGGGGAGCUGCAUGGCAUAAAAUGAGGCAAAUGUGGAGUACCAAAAAUGAGCUUUAUCUGGACGACGGGCAAGUGAAUAAGCAGCCUUUCUUGAGAGCUCUGCUGGGCCCCUGCAGCAGCUCUGCAGGAAACACCAACUCCUGGGAGCUUAAGAAUAAGCAGUUCGAAGCCGCUGUCAAGCAAGGAGCGUACAGUGUGGACGUGGCCCAGUUUGAUGAACUGAUCAGAAACAUGAGUCAGCUCAUGGAAACCGGGGAGGUUAGUGACGACCUGGCGUCCCAGGUGAUCUACCAGCUGGUGGCCGAGUUAGCCAAGAUGCAGCUGGCACACACGCAGUGGAGGGGCAUCCGGGAAGAGGAGCUCCCUGCAGCUCAGCUAAGGGGGGAAACAGGAAGUGUGCCCCAAAGCUCAAAUGCGAGAAACUCAGGCAAGCUGACUUUCAAGCCAAAGGGCCCCAUUCUCGUGAGGCAAAGCCAACCCACCUCGAUUUCCUUUAAUAAAACAGUAAAUUCAAGGAUUGGAAACACAGUGUACAUUACGAAAAGGACCGAGGUCGUGAAUAUACUGUGUGAGCUUCUUACCCCCAGUGAGGCCACAUAUACCUGGACCAAGGAUGGAGCGUUGUUACAACCCUCGGAAAAAAUAAUUUUGGAUGGAAUGGGAAAAAUACGGAUACAGAAGCCUACGAAGGAAGAGGAAGGGGUAUACGGAUGCUCCGUGGCUAAUCCUCUCGGCUCUGAUGUGGAAAGCUCUUCCGUGCUGUAUGCAGAGGCGCCCGUCAUCUUGGCUGUUGAAAGAAACGUCACCAGACCCGAGAGCAGCCAUCUGUCCGCUGUGGUCGGAGGCAUCGUGGAGGCAGCCCUGGAGGCAAACGUGACAAUCCGGUGUCCUGUAAAAGGUGUCCCUCAGCCUAAUAUAACUUGGGUGAAGAGAGGAGGAUCUCUGAGUGACAAUAUUUCCUUGCUUUUCAAUGGAUCCCUGUUGUUGCAGAAUGUUUCCCUUGAAAAUGAAGGAACCUAUGUCUGCACAGCCACCAAUGCUCUUGGAAAGGCAAUGGCAACAUCUGUGCUCCGCUUGCUGGAACAAAGAUGGUCAGACAAUAAAACUGUAUUUCCCAAGGACCAUAAAAAGCAUGUUCUCCGGGCAUCCAACACUGGAACCAAAAGCAAUGACCCAACAGGAGGACCCCUACUUCCAGAGCCUGUCUGGGAGCUCGGUAACUGGACACGGUGUUCUGCCACCUGUGGCCACCUGGGAGCCCGCAUCCAGAGACCCCGGUGUGUGAUGGCCGAUGGGCAGGCAGUGAGCGAGGCCCUUUGUGAUCCCCUCCAGAAGCCGCUGGCCGGGUUUCAACCCUGUAACGUCCGGGACUGCCCCUCGAGGUGGUCCACGAGCGCGUGGUCCGAGUGCUCUGUGUCUUGCGGUGAAGGAUCCCGCAGUCGGCAAGUGACCUGCAAGCGCACAAGAGCCAACGGGACUGUGCAGGUGGUGUCUCCACGAGCAUGUGCCCCCAGGGACAGGCCUCGGGGGAGGAGAGCGUGCACCAGUCCGCCGUGCGUUCAGUCGCCCGCUGGACCAGGGGACCAGUGUCCCGGACGCUGCCUGGGCCGUGCUGGGAGGACGCAGCGCCAUCUCGUCGUCUGUCAGCACCACAACGGCUCUGACUCCGGCUGUGAGGACAGGAGGCCCGCCGUUGGGAGGGGCUGCUCGGCGGGGGCCUGUGACGCGUGCUGGCGCCCGGGCCCCUGGCGGCGCUGCCCCGCGGCCUGCGGCUCCCGGUCCCGGAGGGUCGACUGCAUCCGCGCGCGGAGCUGCGCCCCGGUGGCCGCGAGGCGCUGCGCGCAGGGAGAGAAGCCCGCGUCCCGGCGGCGCUGCCUCGGGCCCCCCUGUGACAGAGACUGCACAGACGCCACACACCGCUGCAUGUUUGUCAAGCAUCUCAAUUUGUGUUCGCUAGGCGUCUACAGACGGAGGUGCUGCCGGUCAUGUCAAGAAGGAUAAACCUUUGGAGGGGUCCUGAUGCUGCUGUGAAGAUAAAAGAAAAAUGUAAAAGCUCUUUUUCCCAUGCUCAGAAACGUGCAUUUCUUCCAAACUCUAGAUUCUGCGAUGGGAGGUGGAUGCAACAUCACCAGCGUUCAGCUCUUGCAGCAUCAUUUUCCCGCGGCCGGCUGUUAAUUCCGACUCUUUCCAUGAUGUGCUCGAGGACUAACAAAAAUGCCGGGGCGCGUGGGCCCUCACCGCGUCCUUGUGAUGGGGAAGCACGAGGGGGCCAGUGCCUUGUCAAGUGCUGCUGCUUCCUGUGGCUUGUAGCCUCCUACAGAGAGGGCCUCCUGAAGACCUGGGGACACACAGCAGCUGACUUCCCCCCUCAAGGUUUAGGGUUUCGACAGGCUCACGAGGCAUCUACGCUUCAGAAGCUCCGGCCAGUAGUUGUGACGGUGUUGGCACUAACGGCGUUUUCAUGGAUCCUUGAGUUCCAUCUGUGAAAGAGACAGUCACUCUGGACAGGCUUGUGACACUGACUGGUCCAGGGACGUGGCGGGUGGCGCCUGUCCUUGCUCUGAGGGAACCCAUGGGAGAAAACGCAGAGUAGAUGUUGCUGCCAUUUUCACAACUACGGAAAUCGAUCUGUGACCAAAGGAGGCGCCCUGGAAACCACAGGAGAGGGAAAGUUAACCUUUUCUACUGAUUUUGGAGUCUAUUCAAAGCUUUCUUUUAAGAGCUGUGAAUGAAAACUUUUUCUAAGCACUAUUCUCUUGCACACAAACACAAAAUCAAAGCCUUAUUAGACCUAAUUUAUGCAUAAAAUAGUAUUCCUAAGGAUUUUUAUUUUGGAAAAAUUAUAAGAAAGUAAUCUAAAUAUGAAACCUGAUAGCUAAAAAGAAUUGUUUAUAGUAAAUAAUUGUUUUGAUUUGAACUGAUUUUUCGGUAAAUCCGAAGUGAAUUAGGGUCAGGCUGGAAGUUGCAGUUAGGACUGGGGGUGAGAGUUAGGAUUGGGUGACAAGUUCAGGAUUAGGAUUCGGUUAGUGAGAACGGAAGUUCAGUUAGGGUUGAGGCUAGAGUUGGCUAUCGGGUUAGGGUUAGGUUUAGGGUUAGGGUUAGGGUUAGGGUCAGGGCCAGGUUAGGUCAGUUGGGCUGGGUGUAGAUUGGGGCCAGCGCUGGUGUUACGGUCGGGGCAGAGGUUAAGUCUGGGGUGAAUGUUGCUGCUGAAGCAGUCUGGGGCUCGCAUUAAAUCGUAAGCUCUGAGGCUGACGUGGUCGUGGGCUCUUGCCCUUGCAUUCUACCAGUGACAGCUUCAGACGGCACACGACCCCAACAGGUGGUCAUACGUCCUCCUCCUGCGUCCCAGCGCUGGGCCGCACGCUGCCUACAGUCUGUUGGCCACAAAGCUCUUUGAAGGAGGUGGUGCUGGACCGCGUCCUCGGUCACCAGCACUGAGCAGCGCGUGCGGCUUUGGAUGCGUCUGCGGACGAGCCUGCCGAGUCUCAGCCACCCUCCGAGCCCCAGGUCUCCUGUUCUGACUCCAGCCUCGCUGACACUGGGGUGAGCACUACUGUACGCAGAGGGUCUGGUGUCUGGGCGGGCGGGGACAUGAAGGGCACACACCAGCCCGUGGGUGUGAGUCAUCAGUCACACUUGAUUGGUGAGGUCUGUAAAUUAAAAGAAAGAUCAUUUGUAAAAUACUCUUUGUAUAUAUUUAUUAUAUGACUUAAAGGUGCAAUAUUUUAUUUUGUACAGUAUGUAAUAAAGACAUGGGACAUAUAUUUUUCUUAUUAACAAAAUUUCUUAUUAAAUUGCUUCACCUUUGUAUUUAAAGUUAAAACUUGCUGUUUUCAUUUGCUAUUGUACUUUUUCUCGUUAUUAUUCAAAUGACAUUCCUGUGUACUGUAUUUUACUACUGUUUCUAUAACAUAAGAGUUUUCUCUUUCAUGAUCCUUAAGUAAUUCAGAAAUAAAUUUACUUUGAUUAUUCAGCGG
Molecule: messenger RNA, 8080 nt
Organism: Equus caballus (horse)
Lineage: Eukaryota; Metazoa; Chordata; Mammalia; Perissodactyla; Equidae
Source: RefSeq, a predicted model, not a curated record